Molecule: messenger RNA, 860 nt
Organism: Raphanus sativus (radish)
Lineage: Eukaryota; Viridiplantae; Streptophyta; Magnoliopsida; Brassicales; Brassicaceae
Product: F-box protein At4g05010
Exons: 3
Coding region: 188-682 (164 amino acids)
Molecular function (GO): protein binding
Source: RefSeq, a predicted model, not a curated record
CAAAUGACCCCUUCUUCUUCUUCCUUACCUUCUUUUUCUUCCAUUUUCCUCUUAAUUUAAAAUUACACAUAUACAGUAUCAGAUUAUCUUAGAAGAUUCACACAAUCUUUUGAUUUAUAAAUAAUAUAUAUUUCCUCUGUUUAAUCCAUCUUAGAUUUUGCUUCGGCUCAGUUUAUCUGAGAGAGUUAUGGCGUUCUCAAAUGGAGGUGUUCACGGCAAAGAAGAAGCGUUAGGGUUAGGGUUUGUGAGGAUCACAAGAGGAUUAGGGAGGAAAAGGAUUCUGAUAUCGAAAUCCAAUCAUGAAAACGUUUCGAAAUCGGAUCAAAAUCUGUUGAAGAGAUCUAAAAGUGAAACAACAGAAUCCAAUAACUCUGUUCUUGAAUCUCUGCAUCAAGAUAUUUUGAUUCGAGUACUUUGUCAUGUGGAUCACGGAGACCUAGAGAGACUAAAACGUGUAUCAAAAACAAUCAGAAAUGCUGUUUUGGAAGCAAAGAAGUCUCAUUUUGAUUAUAGCACACCUAAAAAGACUAUGUCUUUUCGAGACCCAUUAGUUAUCCUUGACCAAGAUUCAAAUUCGAAUGGUUUGAGUGAUCAAGAGGUACCUCCUUACGCACCAACUCGAAGGAAGAACGUGAGUCGUGAAUCAGAUUUGUCGAAGAUCUCUAUGGCAUUGUUUAAAUGAGGAACAAGUGCAGAACAUGAAGACACAUAGAGUUCGCUUUUGCUUCAAUCCUCUUAUCAUUGAAGCUAUUUAAAAUUUAAGUUUAUUAUAUUUACUGAUCCAUGUGAAUAUAACAAUUAUUUGCAGACUUUGUAAGAUUAAAUAUUAAUCUGUAAAUAAUUCAUUUGGGUUGUGAUCA